ACAAAUACACAAUAUACAUGUAGGAGAGAAACGUGUGUUUAUAAUAUAGCUGAUAUUAUUAUUAUUAUAUUAAAUUAAAUAAUCUUAGUAAGGGGAAAUAAAUCGGUGGUGUUAGAAUCGUGGGAUGGAACAGGAGAGCAAAAGCAGUAAUUCAGUAGCGAUCGGCGGGGGGAAUUCACCGGCGCCGUUUCUGAGCAAGACUUAUGAAGUUGUAGAUCAUCCUUCCACCGACCCUCUCGUUUCUUGGAGCUCCGACGGCAACAGCUUCAUCGUCUGGGAUGUUCCUCAAUUCUCCUCUCUUCUUUUGCCCAAAUACUUCAAGCACAACAAUUUCUCCAGCUUUAUCAGGCAAUUGAAUACUUAUGGGUUUAGAAAGAUUGACUCAGAGCGUUGGGAGUUUGCAAACGAGGGGUUUCUCAGAGGCCAAAAGCACCUUUUGAAGGGUAUAACCAGGCGAAAACCUGGUCAUCCACAAACUCAACAGCAAGUUCCUCAGGUUCAGACCCAGUCCGCGGCUUCUUCACUUGAAGUUCGAUUUGGGAUAGAUGAAGAGGUCGAAAGCCUUAAAACCGACAAGAAUGUCCUCAUGCAGGAGCUUGUCAGGUUGCGGCAGCAACAGCAAGGGACAGAUAACCAGCUGCAGACUGUUGUGCAUCGAGUCCACUUAAUGGAGCAACGUCAACAACAAAUGAUGUCAUUUCUUGCAAAUGCCAUGCAGAGGCCAGGCGUCUUAGCCCAGCUUGUAGAAGAGCAGAGUGAGAACAACCGGCGAAUUUCUGGAGCGACCAAAAAAAGGAGACAACCAAAAGAAGAAAUUUUUGUUGGCAAGCAUGGCAAUCUGUCACCCACUAAGCAGAUUGUUAGGUACCAACCAUUAAUAAAUGAAGCAGCACAAGAAAUGCUCCGUAAAAUUCUUCAGAUGGAUACAUCUUCUAGAAUGGAACCUACUCUAAAAAAUACAAAUGCUUUCUUGAUUGAAAACGGACCUUCUUCUACCAAUUUGUUAGACAAUGGUUGCUCCUCCAGUCGGAACUCCGGAGUCACCCUUUCAGAAGUUCUACCAGCUUCUUCACAGCCCUAUGCAGAGUUGGGUCAUCCUCAUCAUCCCUCAGCUGUCCAUACUGAAACCCAAUCUUUUCCAAAGACAAGUAUGCUUGAUCCUCCGAAAGAAAUGGGUGUGAAUGAUUUCUCUUAUGAAGGUCUGAAUAUGGAUUUAGGGUUGCUAGGAGGUGAGAUUCCUCUUCAGACUGAUGAAUUAUCUUCCAAUUCUGAUGUACAUGCCUUGCUGGAUGAUGUUCCCAAACUUCCAGGCAUAAAUGAUAUUUUCUGGGAACAAUUUCUUUCGACAAGCCCACACACCGGUGAUUCUAGUGAUGAUGACAAUCGACAUAGCACCCUGGAAAUCAAAGAUGGCAAGGAACAAGAGACGCAAUUUGUUCAAGAGAAUGGAUGGGACAGAACUGCGCAUAUGAAUCAUUUAACUGAACAGAUGGGGCUUCUUGCGUCAGGCGCGGACAAAGUGUGAUUUUCAUAUCAGCUGUCUUAUCUUCCAAGGGAGCAAAGUAGAUCCACUUCUGCUACUUUGAUGACCUGGACUUAAUCUACAUUUCCAUCAAUUGCAUGUAAAAGGUACAUCUGAGCGAUCUAAUAUCUUUCAUAUAAUUCCUUAGUCAGGCUCAACCACUCACCUGUGUGUCUCUGGUUAUGACAUUAGAUCCAUGGUCCUCCAUAUAUUUAGAACAACAUGCGCUUAAUCUUAGCUGAUGAGGUUUGUAUACAAGUCAAUGUGAAAUAUACUCUGUACUUUCUUUCUUUUAUAAAUGGAAAAAAAAUAGCUUAAAGGUUUU
Daucus carota subsp. sativus is the source of this 1847-nucleotide messenger RNA. RefSeq names its product heat stress transcription factor A-1b. Lineage: Eukaryota; Viridiplantae; Streptophyta; Magnoliopsida; Apiales; Apiaceae. The transcript is spliced from 2 exons. Gene Ontology annotation, cellular component: nucleus. Gene Ontology annotation, molecular function: RNA polymerase II cis-regulatory region sequence-specific DNA binding; DNA-binding transcription factor activity. The record is from RefSeq and is a predicted model, not a curated record. The coding region runs from base 125 to 1525 and encodes 466 amino acids. Gene Ontology annotation, biological process: regulation of transcription by RNA polymerase II; cellular response to heat.